GUGCGUGUGUGAAGAGAGAGAGAGAGAGAGAGAGAGAGAGAGAGCGAGAGAACGAGAGCAGCUGCAGCUUGAAACAUGUUUACCGAGGAGGGCAUCUUUCCCAUAGGCGAUGGCCUGCUGGACGUUGAUGCCAAACGCUUGAAGGGAUUACUUGUGUCGCAUGACAUCAACGAGAUCUACGAGGUGGAACAGACGCCGUUUGCCAGGGGCAAAUUUGCGGCUGUUCGCCGGGCGGUACACAAGAAUACCGGUUUGCAUUUCGCUGCCAAAUUCCUGAAGCGACGCCGACGCGCCCAGAGCAGCGACAAGGAGAUCAAGCACGAGAUUGCCGUCCUAAUGCUAUGCGAGGGCGAGGAUAACAUUGUCAAUCUGAAUGCGGUGCAUGAGACGCGUUCCGACACGGCCCUGCUGCUGGAGCUGGCCACUGGCGGCGAGCUGCAAACGAUACUGGACAACGAGGAGUGCCUCAGCGAGGCGCAGGCGCGCCACUGCAUGCGGGAAGUGCUGAAGGCUCUCAAGUUCUUGCAUGACCGUUCCAUAGCGCAUUUGGAUUUGAAGCCGCAGAACAUCUUGUUAGCCGGCGAACGCAUUGAGGAUGGCCUCAAGCUGUGCGACUUUGGUAUCUCGCGCGUCGUCUGCGAGGGCAUCAAUGUGCGCGAAAUGGCCGGCACUCCGGAUUAUGUGGCACCGGAGGUUCUCCAAUAUGAGCCCUUGUCGCUGCUCACGGACAUUUGGUCGGUGGGCGUGUUGGCCUAUGUGCUGCUCUCGGGCUUCUCGCCCUUUGGUGGCGACACCAAGCAGGAGACCUUCCUCAAUAUCUCACAGUGCGCUCUAACCUUUCCCGACAAUCUCUUUGGCGGCGUCUCCCAGGCGGCAAUUGAUUUCAUACGCCGCGCAUUGCGAAUUAAGCCAAACGAUCGCAUGAAUGCCGCAGGCUGCCUUGAGCAUGUCUGGCUAAAGGAUGAGUGCUCUUUGCACAGACAAAUCUAUUUGCAAGCACAGAACGAUGCCGACUUUGUGCAGGAUGAUGAGGACGAAGAUGAUGAGGACGACGAUGAGGAGGAGGAAGAUGAUGAGGAAGAGGCACAGAACGUGUCACAGCAACAGCAACAACAGCAACAACAACAAAACAGCACAACAGCAGCAGCAAACACAACAGCAGCAGCAACAACAGCCAGCAAAGCAACGCACAACGGGCAUAGAGCACACUCCAGCUCGAAAAUACCAAUUGCCACUAGCCACAAGCUGAGCUCCCCCAGCACAGAGACAACAACAGCCAUACACACACUGCCCCAAGCACUGACCAUGUCGCUGGCGACAAGCACGACUGCUGCUGCUAGUGCAUCGACGAAACCCACACAGAUUGUGACACCAACGCGACGCGCCUCCGAUUCGGAUAAGGAGAACACAUAUACGGCGACAUUUGUUAAGAAGCCGGUGGCCAGCACGGCCACCAUACAGAUUGGCAGCAAUGGGCUAGAGGAGACGACAGUGAUUGCCACAUUGGCGCUGUUCCCGGAUGCGCCCACCACGCCCAAAGUCAUACGCAAAACGCCCGCUACGGAGGCCAGUUCGGCCACAUCGGUCAAGGCGCUGGUUAAGAAAUUUCAACUGGAGGAGCUCGAGGCACAGCACACUUCACCCAACAGCACAUUGCCGCACUGCUCCAGCUCCGCCAACAGCAGCCAUGCGUCAGCGAUUCAGACGCAACUACAGCUCCAGCAGCCGCGCAAAUGCUCCGUGCCCAGCGUGUGUGUGUUGCCAGCAACCAGCAGCAGCAGCCACAGCAGCAGCAGCAACGGCAGCAACAUGCGGCGCAGCAUCAGCGGCACUGCCAGCAGUAGCAACAGCCACAGCCACAGCAGCAGUCACGGCGGACGACGUGCCUCAGAGCCGCUAACCGCUGUCCAUAAGAAACAGCACAGCAACAACAACAGCCCAAACUCCAUUUCCAGCAGCAGCAACAGCAGCAGUAGCAGCAGCAGCAACAGUAGCAGCUCGGGAUCGACUGCAGCAACUGGCAGCAGCAGCACGGCGCUGCUGUUGAAUGGUAGAUUGCCGCAGGCAGCGCAUCAUUUGCAUCAUCAUCAUAUGCACCAUCAUCAUCAUCACCAUCAUCAUCAUGUGGUAAUUGCCGCCAAGAAUGCGGCUGCUGCUGCCACCAACAACCUGAGCUUGGACCAGGGCAUCAUCUGUUAGCUAAGGGCCAGCCGUGCGCGCCGCAAUGCCAAAAGUUUCUUUCACCGCUUCCUUUGCUGCAUGUAACAGUGCCUGAACGUGUAGGCGUGAUCAGCCAGCCCCUAGCUGGGCUGCUGCUGCUGCUGUUGUGGCUGCUUCUGCUGCUGCUGCUGCUGUUGCUGCAGGUGCGGCAGCUGCAGGUGUGAGUCGCAACACCAACGCCUGCGCGUGCUCGGAAGUUUUGUUUGAUUUUGAGUUUCUUAGUUAAUGUUAUAUAGCGCCUAGUUGAUCUAAACAAAAAAACAACCACUGUACCACACUAUUGUACCACUGUACCACUAACCCAGCCGAUUUCCCAAGUAACCUAAAUACUGUUUAAGUUUAUCUGGAAAUAUAUCUAUAUAUACAUAGGUAUAUGCAUAUGUAGAUGGAUAUAUCGUCUAUUUCGUAAGAGUUGCCGUUGUCAGCAGGCAGCACACGGUUAACGCGUAAAUUAAUUAUUAAUGAUCCCGCGGCAGACAGAGAUGUUAAAGGAAAGAGAUAGUUACAGAGAUAGAGAGAGAGAGAGAGAGAGAGGGUGUGAGUGUGAGUGCGUGAGUGAGAGUGAGUGAGAGAGAUCGAGAUGGAGAACAUAGUUGAGAGUGCGCAAAAGGUUGCAACUUGCAAUUAAUUGGAAGAUAUCUAUUUAAAUUACAAAAGGUAAAUGAUUUGAGACAUAUCAGUCGUUGUGUUGUGCGUGCAUGUGUGUUUGUGUGUGUGUGUGUGUGUAGUAAUUUGUUAAAUUCGAUGGGCAACGUUUCACAUGUUUCAACGAAUUCAAAUACGUCAAUUCAGGACAAAUUUAACGUCGUCUGCAUAGCAUAAAUUAAAUAAUACAAAUUAUACAACUAAAAACAAAACAUACCAAAAAAAAAAAGAAGAAAAAAACGAAAAAGAAAAAGAAAAAAAAUUGAAUUAGAGCGCAGAAAAUUCAGCAAUAUUUGUUGAUCAUUUUCUAUAUGGAUUGUGAAUUUGUAGCUGAAUGAAUUAAAUCGUAUUUAUAUACAUACAAAUACAUGCAUAUAUAUAUACAUAUAUAUAUAUGUAUAUAUAAUGUUGAGCGCCAUUUGGUAAUUGUUUGUUAAACGAUUCACAUACAGCAAAUGCAUUCAUAGCAUAGUUCAUGCAUUAAUUAAUUAAUUAUAACCAAAAUACGAUGAAUAUAUGAAGGUAGUCGCAGUUGUUCGCGAAACGGUAGUGGAUAGAUGAAAAUUGAUUGUUCAAGAGUUAAUGCAUAUAUAAUAUAUACAUAUACAUACAUUUACAUACUAUACAUAUACAUUUAUAUAUAGAGAAUGUUAUCAGCACCGAGCUAAGAAAUGGCAGUAAUGAAAAAUGAAAUUGUUUAUUGUAUUGUGCGUGUUCUCGUGCUCAGUACAUAAUUGUCGCCUGGCAUGCCACAUACCAUAUUUGAAUAUGAA
Molecule: messenger RNA, 3638 nt
Organism: Drosophila virilis
Lineage: Eukaryota; Metazoa; Arthropoda; Insecta; Diptera; Drosophilidae
Gene: Drak
Product: Death-associated protein kinase related
Biological process (GO): intracellular signal transduction; protein phosphorylation; positive regulation of apoptotic process
Cellular component (GO): nucleus
Molecular function (GO): ATP binding; protein serine/threonine kinase activity
Source: RefSeq, a predicted model, not a curated record